This is a messenger RNA of Nymphalis io (European peacock), 2054 nucleotides long. Its product is annotated as probable pseudouridine-5'-phosphatase. Gene Ontology annotation, molecular function: phosphatase activity. Bases 212 to 958 code for a protein of 248 amino acids. Lineage: Eukaryota; Metazoa; Arthropoda; Insecta; Lepidoptera; Nymphalidae. The transcript is spliced from 4 exons. The record is from RefSeq and is a predicted model, not a curated record.
UUAAUUCGACGAUCACGGCGCUUACUGAUAGUUGAGCUAAACGGGUGAAAUUAAUUUUAGUUUGAAUUGUCAUUAAUAUUAAGUUAAAAAAAAACUUCCAAAAGAUUUUUAAUUUAUAAAUAUCUAUAUGUAUAUAUAUUAAUAUCCAAACUUUAUUAUUUUACAUAUCUAUUUUUUGCAUAAACUUUAUAUAACAUUUAUAACCGGUCCCAUGAUGAGGGUUUAUUUGUUAAAUGUUGUCUCGAAUACUAUCAGAAAACAAUGCUAUUCUACGAAGAAUGUGAAGAAGGUUACCCAUUGCAUCUUCGAUAUGGACGGUCUUCUUUUAGAUACCGAGCAGGUCUACAAAAAAAUGAUAACACAGAUCUGUGCCAAAUAUGGUCAUAAAUACACUGAAGAAUUAAUGAUGAAGGUCCUUGGUGGUACAGAACAGAGAUUGUCAGAGAUCUUAUGUAAAGAUUUAAAUCUUCCUAUAACACCGAAAGAGUUUCGUGAUCAGUUAUUAGAGCUGGGGGACACAAUGCUUGCUGGUAGUCCGUUAUUGGAUGGAGCGGAGAGAUUGAUACGUCAUCUCCAUCAAACAAAAGUACCAUUUGCACUCGCGACAUCUUCCAGUGCCCGUUCUGUUGAAACAAAAGUUGAGAAAUAUAAGGAACUCUUCAGCUAUUUCCAUCACAUGGUCAUGGGUAGUACAGACAAGGAAGUCAAGUAUGGGAAACCACAUCCAGAUAUCUUUUUGGUGGCAGCAGCCAGGUUCCCUGACAAACCUAAGCCAGAAAAGUGUUUAGUAUUUGAAGAUUCUCCACACGGCGUGACAGCUGGCGUGUCCGCGGGAAUGCAAGUGGUUAUGGUACCAGAUCCCCACUUGGACAAGAGACUGACCACUCACGCCACCAUAGUACUACCGACGCUAGCCAAAUUCCAACCAGAAAUCUUUGGAUUACCGGCUUUCCAGUAACACUUUAUUUGAGUAGGAACAAGGAAAUAGAACUGAACCAAGAUUUUAAUUUAAUAAAGUAGAAGUUAGAUGUGUGCUUAGUAUUAUGAUUUUAUGUACAAAAUGAUAGAAAUGUAGGGUUUUUUGAUUUUGAUUUAAUCAUACAUGGUAGUAGUACUCAUACACAGCCGUUUGCCAAAAAGUAGCAGUGGUUUGUGGCAAAUUAUAGUUUAGGAAAAAUGCUUCUGACGUAUUAAAUACGCAACAGCUACGAUUACCCGCCGCGACUAGACCGUUGGGAUGGUAAAACCAUGUUAAAUAUUAUUUGUCUAUUCCCAAAAAAAAUAACACCAUAUUUGUCUAGGUUCGCUGAAAAGAAAAGACACAAAUGAGUCGAUGAUGUAUAACAUUGAAGGGGGCAUACUCUAGUCAUAAUUUUGCAAAUAUCUUAGUGACAAAGUAAAAGGUCUCCAAAUAUCAUAUUAUAGUUUUCAAUGUGUGUUGAUAGUCAUUCUGUUUGGAUAUUGCCUUUUAUAUAUACAGGUAAUCUUAGUAUGUAAACCAGAAUAUUUAGUCAAAAUUAAAAAGUUGAUAGCCAAUUUCAUUUAAACAAGAAUUUUAGCUGCCACUAUUUAAAAACUUUGGUAGGCUUCAGGUUGAGUAUGACUAAAAAUAGCCGUUUUGUAAUGUAUCAAAAUCAAAGCAAUACUGAAAUAUCAGUCCAUUAACGUGCUCUGAGACAAUAGUUGUAAAGUAUAUAGAGACUGUACUCAAAUUAGUUACAUAGGCAAAGAAAUAAAAUCUAUUUUUUUAUAUUUCAUUUUUAUUCUACAUGCACAUAAUAAGUAAAAACACUUUGGAAGCAAUAUUUUUUAUAUUAUACGAUCUUAGAAUUAUUAAGGAAAAUUUUUGCUAAUACCUCAUAGAUGUAGAAUGUAGAGGUGUAAUAAUAAGUAUCUGUUGAAUCACAUGAUAUAAUCAAUUUUAAGUACAAUACUGGAAACAUUUCUUUUUUAUUAUAUAAAAUUGUAAGCUGUUUGUACCACUUUGUGAUAAUAUAAGCCCCAACUUGUUUUGUACAUUGUAGUGUUAAGAAUAAAAGCAAUAAUUUAUUAAA